UCGUCACAUGAAUUUGUUUAGAUGUGAAACCAAGGAAGGCUUUAAAUUGGAUAAAAAGUCACUGCAUAUUUGUUUUAAAAUGUUUUAAAAUGUAUUGCAAAGCUCACUUUUAUAUGAACUGACGUAAUUUCAUGUGACCGAUGGCAAUGCCACAUGCGCAUGCGUCAUAGGUAAUCUGCCAUAACUCUUUGAUGGUGGGCAGUGAGGAAGCGAUAUAUAAUUCUUGAGCGGCUUGUGUGCGUCUGGUAAUAUACCUGCUUUUGGACGAUUGUAUGUUGAGUUUAUAACAUGGACAGCAAUCCCUUCGCGGAUCCUCGUGCAUCCAACCCAUUUGCUGAUCCCUCAGUACAGCAGGCUACUGGAGCAGGCAAUGCAAGUCAGCGACAAGGCUUGCUGGAUGACUAUAAUCCUUUUGCUGAUGGAAAUCAAACUCGUCCAGGGCAAGGUGCUGGCAUUCCCCCUCCACGGCCAGCACAGACAACACAACCUGCUAUCAUGACCCCAUCAGAAGAACCACCACCACCAUAUUCAGCAGCUGGUGCACAGAGGGUAGACACAAGUGAGCUGCAACGACGUCAAGAGGACAAGAAUGCAUCAUAUGCGUACAACCAGACAGAGAAUGAUGUGGCAUUUGAAGAGGAACUAGAAAAGAAAGCAGCAGAGCUUCAGAGGAAAGAACAGGCACUCAAACAGGUUCAAGGUGGUGCUCGUCAAAACAACUUUCCUCCUGUGCCUAAGUUUUGCCCUGUGGGGCCAUGCUUUUACCAGGACUUCAGUGUAGAUAUUCCAUUAGAGUUUCAACGCAUUGUCAAGUUUGUGUUCUUCCUUUGGGGAGCCCAUGUUGUUGUCCUGUUUCUGAAUAUUUGGGCCAGUCUUGCAUACUUCAUUGUGGAUGGGGAUGGAGGCACAACAUUUGGCCUUUCCAUCUUGUGGUUUGUUCUCUUCACUCCCUGCUCCUUUGUGUGUUGGUACCGACCGCUGUACAAGGCUUUCAGAAGUGACAGCUCCUUCAACUUUUUUGUUUUUUUCUUUGUUUUCUUCUUCCAAUUUUGUGUGAAUAUCAUUCAGUGCUUGGGACUCACUGGCUUCACGGUUGGAUGGAUUAAUGGAAUUCGAGUAUCUACAGAUACAAAUGUAGCUGCAGGAGCCUUUAUGCUAAUAGUGGCUUUUUUGUUUUCCAUGGAGGCAGUUGUCACCAUUCUUUUGUUGACAAAGGUUCACCGUAUUUACCGUAGCACUGGGGCUAGCUUCCAGAAAGCCCAGCAAGAAUUUGCUCAAGGAGUGAUGCGCAACGAGACUGUGCAGACUGCUGCCGCUGAUGCUGCUGCUAGUGCUGCACGUGGGGCUGUGUCUGGCAGUUACGGCUCUAACAACCGCUACUAGCACCUUCCAGACACCAUCCUUUUUUGUCUCCUACAGUGAUACCAUCUCUCUGCUUGCACUUGAAAAUGACUAUCAAAAGAGAAAUGGUUUGGAAAUCCCCAGGCUGUCAGAAUUGAAGACUUCUGUCAUGCAGUGGUGUGGGGGGGGUGAAUGACUGGAGUUCUUAGAAGUCAGAUUUUAAAUUUAAUAGUCAUGCUCUCUGCAAAGUGUUGUUCUUGUCCUAUGUGGAGUCUAUCUUCCCUUUACACACCGCAGAAUCCAAAGUGUGAACUGCAAAUCUUGACUCGACUAGUGAAAUAGACGAAAAUUCAAAGGAGGUUGAAAACUUACAGUUCUUUAUAUGAUGGUUGGUUCCAAUGUCAAGAGCAAGCAAUUGAACACCCUCUACUCCUUCAUUUUUUUAUCCUGAGUUCCCAACCAUUUUAGUCCCUUUUGCAGGGGUCAAGGGUAAAAAAAAGUUUAUGCUGAUGGUUAGUAUUGAAUGUUCCCUUGCAUGUUAAUUCACGUUGAAUGCUUUUCUGACUAGAUUGACAGUCAGUAAGAGAAGCACUUCGGGAACAUUGCAUAACAAGAUUUGUUCCUUCUUUUAAUGACGAUGAUAGCUGAAUUUGUCGAGAACAUUUCCCCAUGUAGAAGUGAGCUUAAUAUGCUGUACACGAAUGACUAGAAACAAAGCAGCUGUCAACCAUACAAAAAACAUAAGCCAUUUUUGCAUCAUUUGCAACGCAGGGAGACAGAAUGUAUUUGGUAAUUCUUGUUGCAAUUAAAAGGAAUAUUAUAGGACAUGUAAAUAAGUAUCUAUAUGAAAGCACUGAUGUGCACAUGUCCCCUCCUCUAACAGUAGUUUUAAACACUGAUUGAGGAAAUACAUGCCUACCCCCCUGUCUCCCUUUUCUCAUACAAGAGCAAGAAUGAAAAGAAAUGUUCUUAAUAGCAGGCAAAAAGUCUCACUUGUCAUUUGAUCUUUUUUUUAAAUAUUAGUGUGCUCAUUACGGCUUUUUAAUAUUUAAAUGCAUUUGAUCAGAAAAGUGAGUGAGGGUCAGGCAAGUAUUCAGCAGUGGGGAUUUUAGGUGCCAAGGGCAUGGCUGUUAAGGUAGCUUAUCACCAACCACCACACAUACCAAAGGUGUGGCAGUUCCUUCAUUGAUAGGGAAAGAAAAUGUACACUGGUGCAUACUAGUUAAAGGUGUGGCAAUUCCUGCAUUGAUAGGGAAAGAUAAUGUACACCUGUGCAUGAUGUACACUGUUGUGAUUUUCUUUUCCUCGUAAUGGUGUGGCUUUUUUUUUUCUGUGGGUGUUUGGGGUAGCUGUCAUACACCUUGCUGAUUGUUCCAAGGCAUACUCUAGCAGAUGCAAGACUGGUUUAUAGUCACUUCAUUUGUGGCUGCAGUAGUACAAGCACAGGACUUGAAGCAAUUUACUGUAACAUCAUAGAUUGUACAUCAUACUAAUAAAUUUUUCUUUUUAAAUGACCUGUUCGUUAACAGAUCAUAGGUAAUUGCAGUUGCAUAUUUUCCUCAUUUCUACCUGAAAAGAAUAUUUGAGUUUUUCCACAGUAGCAUCUUUACCUCCAUGGAUUAUAGAUGCUCUGAUUUUUUCUCUUGCUGAUUUACUUUUAAUAAAACAAAUGUACUGUGGGUUGAGUAUAAGGGUUUUUUUUUUUAAAAACAAACAAAAAAAAGCAUUUAAAAUGUAAUUGUUGGAGAGCACACUAGUUUCAGCUCUUGAGUCUUUUCUGAUGUACUUUUGGGGACCAAGUGAUAUUGAUAAUUCUCAAAAGAAGCUUCUGAAAUGGAUUGCAUAAAAUUUUAUUUUAUUAGUGUAUAUUUAUUCCAGUAGUGCAUAGAAAUAAGGUUCAGAUUUGUUCACCUGUUUUACUUGUGGCAAACAGUUGGUACUAGUUAGGCAAUGAUCAGCCAUUCCAUAUUUUGAUUUUUGAAAUUUGCCACAGAUGUUGCGUAAUAUGUAAUGAUGGCUGGCAUGCAAGUAGAGUAAUUUCUGAAAUCUCGUGUGCCAAGCUCACUAGUUAGAAUGCUUAUUUCAUAAACAUCUGCUGUUUUAUAGAGUGUUUGUAGAAGCCAGGCUUCUGAGAACUUUCAAUGUAAAUUGCACCUUAAAGGCAUGCAUUUAAUUCUUUUAUUUUACUUUUUUAAAAAGUUUUCCCUCAUGUGAAAACAAAUUUUGUUUUGUACUGCCUUGUAUCAAAGAUUUAAGAAAAGGGCUUUGUAGCAUAUAAUACUUUGCGGAUAAUGUUCAGCGUCUCCAGUACCGUUCUACCAAAAGUUGCUGCAGAUUUGCAUCUGAUGAUACAUUUUGUAAGUGGGGGAAAUCAUCUGUUCCUGUUUGGUAGAUGCCUUUGUUUAAUAGUGGAAAGCUUAGGCCAACUGAUAGUAGGUUGAGUCUCAAUGGCAAAUUGAUUAGAGAAUGCAGAAAGUGAAGGAGGGUGCACAGUGUUUAUAACCUUGUCCUUGUCAAGAUAACCCAACACGAAAGGACUUUGUAUUUGGUGGUCUUCGAAAGUAAAUGUUUUGAGGCUAUUUUGACCAUAAAAUCAUUCCACAUUUGCAACCAGAAUAUCACUUGUUUAACUGUAGUGAAGCGAGAAGCUGCUGCUCAGAAGAUACGAGUGAUUUGUGCAUGUGAUAACCCCAUUGCUUAGUAUCUCCCUCACACACACACAUCCCCCCCAAAAGCACUCACACCCUAAUGUUGAUUUUUGUUAAUUCAUUCAUACUGCAAUAUUGUUUAUUUAAUGGUUGAUAUGUUACAUGUGUAAAGCUUGAAAAGAUCAGCUAGUAAUUAUAUGCUUUUUAUCUGUUUCACUGCAUGAAAGAAAUAUCAGUGGGCUUUGGAAUGGACAAUGUGGAUGCAUGAUCAGUUGUGCAAUGUGUAUGUCUUGUACAUUUGUAGCGUACUAAAGCAAACACCAUUUGUGGAAUAAGAACCUGACUCAAAUCUUAAAUAAAGUCAUUGUGAUUGCUGUC
This is a messenger RNA of Pomacea canaliculata, 4367 nucleotides long. Its product is annotated as secretory carrier-associated membrane protein 1-like. The transcript is spliced from 10 exons. Gene Ontology annotation, cellular component: recycling endosome membrane; trans-Golgi network membrane. Bases 289 to 1383 code for a protein of 364 amino acids. The record is from RefSeq and is a predicted model, not a curated record. Gene Ontology annotation, biological process: protein transport. Lineage: Eukaryota; Metazoa; Mollusca; Gastropoda; Architaenioglossa; Ampullariidae.